GUCAUACAUCGGGAUAUAUUUCAACUAUGCUUUUCUUUUUUAUGGCUAACUAGUCCGUAUUUCGUAUAAGAAACUACUGUGCCCGGAAGCGUGUAAUAAAAGUAAAAGUGUAAUCUAUGCGGAGUCUUCGCCGUAUUUCCUUACGCAUGCACCACACAGGCACCAGCACGAACACCAAAACACCGACACAGUUAUACGAACCGGCGCCAUCCUGUAUAUAGUCGUUAGAACCAGCACACGAACACCAAUCAGCCUAAUUCCAAGUCCAAAGUAGCACCCUGCCUCCCACCUGAGUGUUAUCACAUAAUGGAUAAUUGGAAUGUUUUGGCAGCGCAAACCUCGUCCCAAGCCAUUGGACGUGACGAGCACAAUUUGGCAGUGAAGACGCGUCUGACGAUCGAGAAAUUGCCCGACAAGGUGUUACUGCAUAUUUUCUCAUAUCUCUCACACCGCGAGAUCUGUCGCCUGGCUAGGAUUUGUAGACGCUGGCGUCAGAUUGCCUACGAUACGCGCCUGUGGAAGAAUGUCUCGCUGCGUCCGGAAAUUUCGGGACUGCAUGUGGGCUCGCUGGAGAUGCUGUUGCAGCUGAUCUCGGUCCGUUUUGGACCGACGCUUCGCUAUAUUGAGCUGCCCAUUGAGCUGAUCACGCACACCGUGCUCCACGAGCUCUCCGCCAAGUGUCCCAAUCUGACGCACAUGCUGCUUGACUUUUCGACAGCCAUGCAGCUGCAUGAUUUUAGUGAGAUGCAGGCCUUUCCCACCAAGCUGCGUUACAUGUGCAUCUGUUUGUCUGAGGUAAUCUUUAUGGAGGGUUUCAUGCGGAAGAUCUACAACUUCAUCAACGGUCUGGAGGUGCUCCAUCUGAUUGGCACCUACGAGAAGUGCGAGGAGGAGGAGGAGGAAAUCUACGAAGUCAUCAAUGUCCACAAGCUCAAGUCGGCCACGCCCAAUCUGAGGGUCAUCAAUUUAUAUGGCAUCAAUUUUAUUGACGACUCGCACAUCGAUGCUUUCAGCUCGAAUUGUAUACAGCUGGAGUGCCUGGCCGUUAAUUUUUGCAACAAGGUCACGGGCUCGACGCUCAAGACGCUGAUUCAGCGUUCCAAGCGUCUCACCUGCUUGCUGAUGAACGGCACCAGCCUCAAAUCGGAGUUUGUCAUGCAAGCCGAAUGGGACAAGUGCGCUUUGCAGGAGCUGGACAUAACGGCAACGGAUUUGUCCACUGAAUGCCUUGUAGAUAUGCUCACACGCAUACCCAGCUUGAAGUUCCUGUCUGCCGGUCAAAUAAACGGAUUCAACGAUACGGUGUUGAAGCAAUGGAUGGAGGCCGGAACCACCAGGUCACUCAUAUCUCUGGACCUGGACUCCUCGGACAAUAUUACUGACGAGGCUCUGUUGAAGUUCCUACAACGCCACGGCCACCAGUUGAGUGCCUGCUGCCUCUCUGGCAUGCCACACAUCACUGAUCAGUUGUGGAUGAGCGUGCUUCCAUUGCUGGGAAACUGCAAAAUUGUGGUCAUGGGCACUGCUGAGAAGUUGGGCGUUAAUAUACACGUUGAUCAACUUAUGGACACGAUUGCAUCUAGCUGCGGCAACUUGGAGCGACUUGAGUUGCGGUGGGAUCCCGACAACUUGCGAUUCUCCGACAAGAGCCAGAAGGCCAUUGAUAUAUUGCGUGUCAAAUGCCUCAAGCUGCGCUGCAUGGUACUGAGUGAUGGACGUUACUACGAGACCGUGAAGGCCAAUUUUGAACGCGCCGAUCGGAUUACAGUGGUUCGCACAACCACAUGCUGUCGCGUGUCCCCGUACCACUUGCUGCGAAACUACAACGAUUUGAUUUUCAACUGAAGAACUGGUUUCGAAUGCCGAAGAGUUAUUGGAGUUUUCGUUGCUGCUUAGCCAAAUAGCCAAAAACUGGGCAGUCUAGUCAAUGAAAAAUGAUUGCAUAUUUUACUUACAUUGUAUUGUAUUUUCUGUAUUUUUCUGCUUCUUUUUCGUCUAGUUAAAUUAAAGCUAAAUAAACGUAAAUAGAUAAUAAAAACAAAAA
Scaptodrosophila lebanonensis is the source of this 2044-nucleotide messenger RNA. RefSeq names its product F-box/LRR-repeat protein fbxl-1 (gene FipoQ). The transcript has 7 exons. NCBI's taxonomy places the organism in Eukaryota, Metazoa, Arthropoda, Insecta, Diptera, Drosophilidae. Gene Ontology annotation, cellular component: SCF ubiquitin ligase complex. Gene Ontology annotation, biological process: positive regulation of protein ubiquitination; SCF-dependent proteasomal ubiquitin-dependent protein catabolic process. The coding region runs from base 307 to 1845 and encodes 512 amino acids. Gene Ontology annotation, molecular function: protein binding. The record is from RefSeq and is a predicted model, not a curated record.